AGCACAUUCAUUAACUUCUAACUUCCUCUUCUCUUCCUUUUCUUUUCUUUCUCUUUAAGCUUGUAGCUCACCUUCUCUUCACACUCUCUGGUUCAGAGCUUCUUUCAGUCACUCUUUUUUCACUGUGAAUUGACUUCACAGCCCACUUUCUUUUACUACAACUCACAAGCUUCUCACUUUUCACAUUUUCAACCUUACGACAUUGACUGUCUGGAAUCAUCACAAUGUACACACUCAACACUCUUUCUCUUGCCGUGGUCGCUUCUCUGGCUGCUCUGGGCAGCGCAGAGAUGCAUGGCCUGCACGCCCGCCACCUGAACCACGCCCGUGGUAUCAACGGCACUACUCCCUCUGGCUCGCUCCCCACCACCUACGAGACUGUUUACCCUACUCCCGCUCAGACUCCUCAAACUCCUUCUGGCAAGCCCGCCUACACCCCCUCUGGCAGCUUCUCCUACUCCAUGACCAGCUCCGUGCCUGUUCCCCUUGGCACCGGCUCCGUUGGCUCCAGCAUUGUGGCCUCCGCCUCUGCUUCCCAGUCUGGAUCUGAGGCUCUUACUACUGAUAUCAGCACCACUGAUAUCACUCUCACCUACACUCUCGGGUCUGGAACCUCGACCAGCGUUGUUACCACCACCAUUGAGAAGACUAUUACUGAUGUCCACACCGUCUACCCCACUGCGGCCUACACUGCCCCCAUUGAGAAGGGACACGGCCAGAAGCCCGAAGAGACCACCGUCGUUUACGGAACCCGGACCAAGACUCUCACCGUUGUCGAGGCCCCCACCGACAUUGUCACCGCCGGCAAGGGCGAAUGCCACCAGGCCACCGUGACUGUCACCGCCACCGAGACCGUGACCGUUACUCCCACUCCCAGCUCUGCUCCUGAGGAGUCCCACCACAGCGAGGGCGCCCAGCCCACCACCGCUGUCGAGUCCGAGACCAGCGCCGCCGCCCCUAGCGCAACCCUGACCACCAGCCGUCCCCCUUACGGCAACGGAACUGCCCCAUACCCUUUCACCAGCAUGACUCCCACUCCCUCCGGCUUCGCCACUAGCUCCAUCCCCAUCCCCUCCGGCUCGGCCAGCAUCAAGCCUUUCCCCAGCGGCCCGGCUCCCAGCGGCCCUGCCUCUCCCUCCGGUACCCCCGGCAGCUUCCCCCACGGAUUCCGCCGUCGCUACAUCUAAGCGAUUGUUUAAAUCCGUUCGAGGGACAUGAUGAGCUAGUCGAUGAUCGUGAGAGUUAGACUUUCGAUUUGGUUGUUCUGUAUUUUUUGACUUAUUCGUGCAUCUGCAUGCUGGGAUUGUACCUAUUUCAUUCUUUCUGGUUAGGGGGGUCUUGGCCGCAGAUCUGCUUCUAUUUUCCACAUGCGUGGAUCUUUUUUUGAUUAAUUUCUUCCAUGGGAUUUCUUCCGAUGAUGUCACUUCGUCUCUAUUUUCUUUCCUCUUU
Penicillium pulvis is the source of this 1449-nucleotide messenger RNA. RefSeq lists its product as uncharacterized. The record is from RefSeq and is a predicted model, not a curated record. The transcript is spliced from 3 exons. Lineage: Eukaryota; Fungi; Ascomycota; Eurotiomycetes; Eurotiales; Aspergillaceae. Bases 225 to 1187 code for a protein of 320 amino acids.